Closterium sp. Yama58-4 is the source of this 2589-nucleotide messenger RNA. Lineage: Eukaryota; Viridiplantae; Streptophyta; Zygnematophyceae; Desmidiales; Closteriaceae. The record is from the annotation of a GenBank genome assembly.
AUGGCGCAGCCUCGGCAACCGCAGCAGCGGAGCGAGUUGGAUGACAGAAUGCGCGCGGACGAGGCGGCGCGGCAGCUGCCAAUUCUGGAGUUCGAGGAGGCCAUCCUCAGCGCCGUCGCGGCGCACCCCGUGACGGUCGUCAUCGGCGCCACGGGAUCCGGCAAGAGUACGCAGCUCCCGCAGAUGCUGUACCGCGCGCAGUUGCGCCAAGCGGGGGAGCCGCCAGCGGAAGGGGAGAAGGCACGCGGCAUCGGGCCGCGCGCCAUUGCCGUGACGCAACCGCGCAGAGUGGCGGCCGUGUCGGUGGCCAGGCGAGUGGCGGAGGAGCUGGGUGUGGCGCUGGGCGGCGAGGUGGGGUACGUGGUGCGGUUUGAGGACCGCAGCACUGCCGCCACGCGCAUUGUGUUUCAGACGGACGGCUGCCUGCUCAGGGAGCUGCUGGGCGACCCACUGCUCAGCCGCUACUCCGUCAUCGUGCUGGACGAGGCGCACGAACGCAGCCUCAACACCGACAUCCUGUUUGGGCUGCUGAAGCGCCUGCUGGCCGUGCGCAAGGACGACCUGAAGCUGCUCGUGACGUCAGCCACGCUGGACGGCAACAAGUUCUCGGCCUUCUUCGGGCAGUGCCCCGUGGUGGAGGUGCCUGGUCGCCUGCACCCCGUGCAGGUGCUCUACAGCACCGACCGCCCCGCCAGCUACUUCCAGUCCGCCAUCGAGACUGCCAUUGACAUCCACAUGGGGUCGGAGCCGGGCGACAUUCUGGUGUUUCUGACGGGGCAGGACGAGAUAGAGCGCGCGGUGGCGGCCAUGGAGGAGCGCAUUCGCAGCAGCGAGCACGGGCACUGCAUGGACGCGCUCAUCCUGCCGCUGCACGCCUCGCUGCCGCCUGAACUGCAGUGGGAUGGAAAGUCGUCACGGUACACGUUGGGUUGCCUGCACUGCAACGCUUUGUGCCACUUUCAUGCACCUGCCCCCCCUCCCUCACACACACCAUGCAAUUUCUGCCACCAGCCGUCCGUCCGCCUCCAUCUAACCCUCUCCUCCCUCUCUCCCCCUGCCCAGGUGCGGGUGUUCACGCCAGCGCCCCCGGGGUGUCGGCGCAUCAUAGUGGCAACGAACGUGGCGGAGACAGCGGUGACACUGGACGGCAUAGUGUUUGUGGUGGACCCGGGGCACGUCAAGCAGAAGCAGUACGACCCCAACACUCAGCUCGCUGCACUCACCGUCGUGCCCAUCAGCAGAGUGCAGGCGAUCCAGCGGGCGGGGAGGGCAGGGCGCACGAGGCCGGGCAAGUGCUACCGCCUGUACCCCAAGUCCGUGUUCGAGCACGAGUUGCCACCUGCCACCGAGCCUGAGAUCUGCCGCUCCUCCCUCGCAGGCACGGUGCUGCACCUGAAGUCGCUCACGCGCCUGGAUGCUGUCCACAGGAAGCGACGGGACUCUCAACAAGACAGCGACGCACAGGCAGGAGAGGGGGGAUCAGCAGGGGAGGAGGCAGGCGGCAUCGGCGACGUGCUGUCGUUUGAGUUCCUGGACCCGCCAUCGCGCUCGGCCCUAGAGGACGCGCUGCUGCAGCUGUACGCGCUGCGCUGCAUUGACGAGCGCGGCGCCAUCACGCCCACCGGCAGGGAUGUGGCACGCCUGCCACUGGACCCCUCUCUGGGCGUCACUCUGCUGGCCGCGCGGUCGCUGGGGUGCCUGCCGGACGCCAUUGCCGUCGCCGCCAUGCUCUCCGCUGAUGUCACUGCGCCCUCAGGAGGAGGGAAGGAUGGGGGCAGGCGAGGAGGAGGAGGGCGGGGAGGAGGUGGAGAGGGGAAUUUGGUGGCGCUGCCGGAUGGGGAUGGGUAUGGCGAUCACAUACGGUGGUUGCAGGUGUACCGAGGGUGGGAGGCAUCGGGAUUCCAGGCGUCCUGGUGCAAGCAACGAGGCCUGCAGCUCAGGUCCAUGAACUUUGCACGGGACGUGGCUCGCCAGCUCACUGCUGCUGUCUCCGCGCACUCCUCCCGCACCAACAGCUCAUCCGCUCACCCACCCACUUCCAAAGAGGGUAGAGACGUGAGAAGUGGCAAGGCAGAAGGGGCAGGUGGGGAUUUGGAGGGCAGCAGAGAUGGCUGGGCGGCGCUGAGGCACGCCCUGACUGUGGGGUCGGCCAACAAGCUUGCACGGCGCAUGCGGCAGCACAAUGGGUACAAGACCGUGCACGCCAAGUCACGCCUCGUUGAGCUACACCCAGCGAGUGCACCGCUGGCAGUGGAUGAGGAGGGGCUGCUGCCGGAGUGGGUGGUGUACCAGGAGAUAGUGGCCACCACACGUGCCUUCAUGCGCUGUGUGUGUGCCGUGGAGGAGCCCUGGGUGCAGCCGCUGCUGCCGCGCCUGCAUGAUGUGGACGUCACCCGCCUCAGUGGUGGAGACACGGCAGCAGCUGCUGCGAAAGAGAAACAAGCUAAGGAAUCAGCUGCUCAAACAGCAGGUGUUGGCAAGGCAGCACAAAGCACAGGAGGUUCAGUUGUUUCUGCUCCAGCUAAGGCUGCAACUGUGGAUGCAGCACGAGCCAGGUACCUUGCAAGGAAGAAGUCUAAGCUGGGGUAG